Kluyveromyces lactis is the source of this 2136-nucleotide messenger RNA. It is a transcript of the gene ATP22, whose product is annotated as Atp22p. Gene Ontology annotation, biological process: regulation of translation. Gene Ontology annotation, cellular component: mitochondrial inner membrane. The transcript has a single exon. The record is from RefSeq and is a predicted model, not a curated record. Gene Ontology annotation, molecular function: translation regulator activity. NCBI's taxonomy places the organism in Eukaryota, Fungi, Ascomycota, Saccharomycetes, Saccharomycetales, Saccharomycetaceae. The coding region runs from base 1 to 2136 and encodes 711 amino acids.
AUGUUUGCACUUUCUAAAAGUUUGAGGCAGAUCAAAAGGCAGACCAUCCAGUAUAGAUUUAUAUCUGGUAUUUCCAAGGAUGAGGUGUAUUGUAUUAUAGAUACUAUAAAAUCCAGUCAUGAAUGGCAUAAAUUAAAACAAGAUCAGAAGAUGCAGGCGUAUGUGGCGGAGGCGUUAACAAAUCCCACUUCAGAGAACGUAUCUGAAUUGAUGCAGCUGAAGAGAAAAAUGAUGAGGACUUUGAAUGAAAACUAUAAUUUGGCCCUGGGAUAUAUUGAGGAAGGCUUACCAGGACCUAUAGAAAGGCUAAAGUUUCGUUCGGAGUUUUUGAGGGUCGUAGACUCCGAACACUAUGCAUAUUUUUCAAAGAGCCUUGAUCAUAUACGGUAUUGCAAAGGUCUUGAUAGAGCAACUAGAAGAAAAGAAUUUUACAACUGCAUUGAGUUACACAGGAGAUGUAAUCCAGAAGUAACAGAAGGUUCUGGUAUAUUGCUACCAGAUGAUAUUCACCAAUGGUUUUUCGUAUUUGUUCCUCCUGAUGAGAGAAUGAAGCACUAUCUUUUCCUCAUCGAAAACAAUGUAUUAAUAUCAGGUCAUUAUGCAGGACUGACACAAGAAAGAAUGUUGAAAGGUUCGGAGAUGGAAUAUAGAGUGGCUAGCUUCCUUCACUUUAUUGAGGAUCCUGAAAAACGUCACAUUUUCGAUGAAAAAUUUAGUGUCAUGCACCCUUUCCGACCAAUGAGACGAAUCGUCAACCUGCUCAUAACGAAAAAAGACAUGGUACACAUCAAGGAAUAUUUGGAUGUUUUAACUACUAGACUGGAAAAUGUGGAAUUGAGAAACGAACGCAUUCCUUACGAUGUACGGAAAUUAUAUUUUAUUGAAUUUAUGCACACUUUACAGCAUUUUGCUAGAUGUACGAAUUAUAUUGACAUGUUCUUGGAAACGGUGCAUAGCAUGAUGGAUGCUUUACCCAAAGAUACUCCCGUACCCUUCAUUCGAAAGUCGUUUGUUGAAAUACUCAAUUAUUUUCAAAGAAUUGGGGAUACAGAAACUGUCUUCAAAAUCAUGUCAAUGUUCAAUGAAUAUCCUUUGACGGAACCAAAUACGAAAUUCACAAAUGAAAUGUUAGGUAGGAUUUUAUUUUCGUUGAGGCAGUUUAAAGACCCUAAGCUUACGGCUUCUUAUAUUGUGAUCGCUUACAAGUCCAUCAAGACAAAGAAAAUGUUGAAUAAUCUUGGCUUGUGGUGUCUUAUUUUCGGAAAUGGUUUUGGCCGUUUGAACAAGAAGGCGAUUAGAGAUGCUAAGCAACCUGAAAAAUUCAUUAAUUUAAACGUCCCAGAAAGCUUAAGAUUCAAACGUGCACCAGAUUCCGUCGCAUUAAACGAAUUAUAUAUUGUAGUCUUUGAUUACUACAAAAGCAAACUUUCACCUGACGAGUACAGAGAGUUAGUGGUAAAAUGUUACAAGUAUUAUUGUGAUUUCUUGAAAAAUCAUGUUAAUACUUAUCUUCAAUGGAGAAUAGACACAAGCAUUUUGAGAACUAUGAUUCACCGCGCCAAAUUUGAUAUUAAGGAUGAUAGACUUGCAUAUGAAAUGUUAAUGAAUUUUUAUGCAAUGAAUUUGAAUCCAAGAUUUGAUUCUAAAAACACUCCAUUUGGUCUUGUCUUGUACCGGAAUGAGGCAAUAAAUCAACAGGAAUUUAAUCAAGUGCUUGAAUUAAUGCAAAGAUGUAGGGCACCAAUGGAUCAUAAAAUUAUUAUUACCAUCGUCUUGAAAUUCAUUAAAUCAGGCAAUAUCGACUUGGCACAUGAAUGGUAUACUCGGUUACUUAAGACAGGAUAUCCACUCCGUCAUUUCAAGAUGAUUGAAGAAGCUAAAAGACUGAACUGGGAUAUACCUGAACCAGCAGAAAGAUAUUAUGAAGAGUGCGAACGAAAGAAUCAACUGGAGGAAGAGAAUUUCGAUGACAUCUAUUUACAGAAUCCUGCAGAAGAUUCGUACACCAAUGACCUCAUUGAAGCUGCAAAGAAAAUAGGACGCAUAUAUGCAACAUCUAUUGGUGCCCGUAUAAUUCCUGAAAAUGAUAAAGCUGCCAUGGAACUGAACCAAAAAAAAAAUGCAUACGGGACGUGA